Messenger RNA from Toxorhynchites rutilus septentrionalis, 2893 nucleotides. It is a transcript of the gene Vha16-1, whose product is annotated as V-type proton ATPase 16 kDa proteolipid subunit c. The record is from RefSeq and is a predicted model, not a curated record. Gene Ontology annotation, biological process: proton transmembrane transport. Gene Ontology annotation, cellular component: proton-transporting V-type ATPase, V0 domain. The transcript is spliced from 4 exons. Gene Ontology annotation, molecular function: proton-transporting ATPase activity, rotational mechanism. Lineage: Eukaryota; Metazoa; Arthropoda; Insecta; Diptera; Culicidae. The coding region runs from base 287 to 766 and encodes 159 amino acids.
GUCACUACCACACCCACCGCAAGCACUAUACGUACAAGCGACCGAAGCAAUACUCGCUAAAAUAUCGUAUCACCAGGAGGAAUUCGUCUCGAUUGUGGCACAUAUACUGUACAGCAGUUGGAGUACGAAACGGUGAGUGUGUCGAGUAAGUCAUCUUUCUCCGAGACCUCUCGCUCUCCUUGGUGUAGCACCAGUCAGCAGCCUUCAGUAGCAGAAGUUCCAGCGGGAUAAACUCCAGUACAUUCAUCCUAGCAAAACAGGAAUCAGCACAGUAACCAAAUCAAAGAUGGCAGAACCACUAGGAGAACAGAACCCCGUCUACUCUCCCUUCUUCGGAGUUAUGGGAGCAGCUUCUGCAAUCAUUUUCAGCGCCCUCGGAGCUGCCUAUGGCACGGCAAAAUCCGGCACAGGUAUCGCUGCCAUGUCGGUGAUGAGACCUGAGCUGAUCAUGAAGUCCAUCAUUCCCGUUGUCAUGGCGGGUAUCAUUGCUAUCUACGGUCUGGUCGUUGCCGUCCUCAUCGCCGGUAACUUGGAAAGUCCAGCGACCUACACGCUCUACAAGGGCUUUAUCCAUCUCGGUGCUGGUCUCUCCGUAGGACUAUCCGGUUUGGCAGCCGGUUUCGCAAUUGGUAUUGUCGGUGAUGCCGGCGUCCGUGGUACUGCCCAGCAACCGAGACUGUUCGUCGGUAUGAUUUUGAUCCUAAUUUUUGCUGAAGUCUUGGGUCUGUACGGUCUGAUCGUUGCCAUCUAUCUGUACACGAAAUAAGCUGCUACAAAUCAUGGUCCACAAUUGUCAUUAUCACCUUCGCCAUCCCAACACCAUCCUCGACACCAUCAGAACAAACAACAGCAAACAGUAAGAGGCAACAUCAUUUUAUCAAGCGAGGUAUGAAGUGCAUAAAAACAGUGUAGUGAAAACAACUUUGCUAAUAACACCAGCAGUGAACAUAUUAUUACCAUCCACUAGAGAAGAACUACGCCAAGAGUGGAACAAUAUUAGGGAGAAAAGCUAAAAAGUAAAACAAAAACAUGUCGCCAAUAAUAUACCAGAGACGUGUGAGCGAAAGGUGUCGUUUUCGAGCAUACAUCAGAUGCCUCCUUCCGGAACUAAAACAAAAGACUAUGUAUUUAUGUAAAAUAUUGUAUUUAAUUAUAACUUAAUUUAUGUAAUGUAAAUUUUUGCCCCAGAAACGAAACAAACAAGUUGGUUGCCGUUUAUAGGUUAUUUGCAUAGAUUGGGAACUAAGCAUAAAAGUUAACUGUACAAAGCAAAAAAGAAGUGUAAAUCUAGAUAAUGUCAAAUGUACCGUUUAUCGCCCAUAUUGGACGAAGUGUAGCCGUACAGCAUGACAUCAAUAACCUGUAAACUGCGCAAUGUGCACUGAAAAGUUUCCUAUAUUCGGUUCAGAUUGUUCAGCAAUGAUAAUUAUGUUUUGAUUGCAUUUAACUGCACUGUAGUGACGCGUGUCCAAAUCAGGAUCUCUAGGACACACCGUAACAUCAUGUUCACGACAGCCAAUUCCACCACACCCCAGAGAGAAUCAACAUGUCCCUCUAAAAGUCCAUCAUCUAUUUUUUACACAAAUAUUUGAAACUCGCGAAUGCAAGUCGAUAAAAGGUUGAGCCUGUGAUAAAAGCUUCCAUCACUAACCAUGUAUUUGAACACACAAAAAAAACGAACAACUACGAAGCGGUUCCCUUUAACUCAACCGAAUUCCAACCAUUCACAAUUAGUAACAUCUGGGAAUUGCGUUUCGUGUGCUCAAACUUGCUGUAGUUUAUAUUCAGAGAGAGAGAGAGAGAGAAAAGUAUUAUGUGUUUUGUUUUACGUCCCGGAAGAAUCCCUCGCUGCGUAUAUUAUUGAGAUAGACUGAAAAAUUAAUGUUGGAAGAAAGUUGAGCUAUUUAUUUUCGCAUUCGUUACACAAAAUAGAACGUACAAAGUCAUAAACGCGGCAGAGCCGAUAUAUAAGGAGAAAUAUCAACCAAUCCUGCUCGUUACAACCGAUAGGCGUAAAUGUUCGUAAAUAUGUUUGUGUCUUCACGUGGUUUGAGUUAACAAACAAAAACUGUAUAACACUAUUGUGAUGAUCUAUAAUUGUAUGAAACAUAUUCAAUCCAAUCGGAAAAGUCCAAUGUGGGCGUCAAGAUAGAAAGCAGUCAUCGUGGAUUCAGGCAAAUUAAAGGAAACAAGUACCAGCUGAAAGAAUGAGAAAACUCCGUAACGACUAUAACAACUUGGUCGUUGUCCUACGUAAAUGGUUAAAAGACAAAAGACACACACACCGAUACAAAACGACACACACACAUACAAGUACGCGAUGAUGAACCUCUACCAUCACCACCGUGUCAUCGAUCGUCGUAUUUGAAAGUACCAAAGGCACAAACGCUAGCAAAGAUAACUUCAAUUCAUAACUCCACUCGCAAAAUAAUGCUCCUGUACGCGGUCCGAUACAUUUUGAUGCUGAAAUGUGGAGGUUGCGUUACACGAACAAAGAUAAGUGGGGCUCUUCUCGAAGGAUCUCAAUCUAACUUCCUGUAAAAAUUAACAUCAAUUUGUUGAGAGUGACGAUUUACUUCAGAGGAGGUAAUUUGAAGUUACCUUUCCCCGAGCAUUUGAGUGCUAAGCAAACACUCUUUUGGGGACGUUGCAAACGAAUGAAUCUAAACGUAAUUGUUAUUGGGGAAACAUCAUCCAGGAAUCAACUAAUCAACCAGCCAGUAUCAACAUAGAAACCGGAUAAAUAAUGCCAAGAUCUUGAAAAUACCCUGUUUUGUUGUGGAAGCUUUACGAAAUCUAACGUUAUUGAUAAGUUGAACAAAAACAAAGAGAAAACCGAAAUGACAUUCAAACAACAUCUGAUGAAUAAUUCAAUAAAUUAACUGAAAACAAA